AUGAAGCUGCAGACUCUUUUAGGGAUAGUGGCUGCCCAGAUAGCUUGGGCAACCGACUUCUACAACGCUGUAGAGCAAGCACAGCUCUCUACAAUAGUGGGCAUAGACGGCAAGAAAAAAAUAGUGUGCCCUUGGUCUUCAAUAACGCCCAUGAAGGGCGCAAUAUACGCGAACUUGAAACUUGCAGACGAUAUGAGGCGCCUGUCUCCGCACAUAGACAUUAUAUACUCGUAUGAUUUGACGGCGUAUACAGUGGGCUCAGACAUCCGACGAGCUGUCUAUACGAGAGAGCCCGAGAAAGACCGAGCAUACCCCCCUGAAAGCCUUGUAGGCGGCCAGCUAGGCAAGGCGCGCGCAGAGUACAUCAACGAGUACUACACCAGGCUUUUAAAGCUUCUGCCAAUAGAGUGGGAAGAGCAGCCUUUCAAGCAGGAGGUAGGCUAUGCCUCCAACUUCUGCACAUUUCUCCAGUAUGUGUGCCCGGAGGAGUCUGUGUGCUACAUACUGGCAUCUAUUUUGCUGCUAAGCGAGGGCGUGGAUGUUCCCAUUGAGGCAGACGAAGAGAAGAUUGUGCUGUGGAAAAACAGAAAAAGGCAGGAGGCAGUGCUUGAAAUUAGCAUGCUGCAGUCAAAAGAUGAGAGCCACCGAAAAGAGACAGCUGAAACAAUAAACUUCUUCAAGAAGUACAAAGGCACAGAAGAAAUGCCGACCACAAUGCAGGAGUUCCGAAAGGGCCGGUUCCUGGAAAGCGUGAGCUUCCUUGCACACAGCCACCUGUUCGAGUGCUUGUACGACGAGAGCGACAUGAAAACUAUGUUCGAGUGCGUGCACAAAAUUCUUGAAAACUUGUGCAAGGCUGCAGAAUCGCCAGAGGAGGCGUGCAAGGAGAGGAGGCUGCUCGACGAGUGGUUUAUGCCAGAUGAAAGAAGGCAGGAGGCCGUUGACUUUUUGCGGCUGUUUAUAAAGACCCAAGACAGCAUUAGAAACAUAGAAUGGUUCCCAUACUACAGCUGCGAAAGCCUUCUAACACAAAUAAAAGUGCCAGGCGAGGCGCCAACUGUGCAGACAGACGAGCCUAUCCAUAGCGCGGUGGAUACAGGCAUUUUUCUGCUGAUUCGCUGCUUUGCUUAUGACCCAAAGACAAAAAGCUGCAGCAUAAGCGGGUUCAUAGACAGCAAGACCUCCAAAAGCGACAUAGACGGGCUGAAGAAAAUAUUUAGGCACGAAAAAGAGCAAAUCAACGAGUACGGGAACGGGCACUACAUGGGCUGCACUGCAAUGGAAUCGCUGUUUUCAAAAUGGAGUGAGUGUGUGACCUCGAAUCUUUCAUGCGAGGAAAUUGUGUACCUCUUCACAAAUCGGACUCACCUGGACUCCGGCAUGCUGAACUUUCUGUAUGCACUUGCGAAAAUAACUGGCAAGUUUCCCAGCGUAAAGAAACAGCUGGACAGCUUUAUAGCAAGGCUGAAAAACAAGGACACGCGCCUCCUUGAGCUUUUCGGCGACUUGCUGAAGUUUACAAGUGAGUUUUUCACGUCGCUCUCUGUCAACAAGCAGCUUUCUGUGGAGCUUGACGCGCUGCAAAAAGAAACGGGAGUAGACGGAAGACCCGAAAUUUACGGAGCUAUCAAAUUGCGGUACAGAUUCAGCGACAGCGUUCUAGAGCAAGGGAUGGCUAUAGAAUUUGCUCCAAUGAAGUUCAACAUUUGGGUAACUCCUGUCGCUGUUUGCUACCCCCAAGACGGCAUUGAAACCAAAAUCAGAAAGUAUCUGCAGUACGAAAACCACGGAACAUUUACCGGAUGCCUGCUCGCACACUGCUUGGAGAAGGAAAUGUAUACGAUCAACCAGCACCAGAAAACGAAAGCUGAGGUCUCAAGGUACGUGAUGAGCGCAGUGGACAGCAUGCUGGCGGAUCUGGAAAAGGAAGAUCACCAGGCACUCAACCAAAUCUUCCUGAUGCUGCACACAGACUCUGUUUGUGACUUUUUGGCGGUUUUUAAUUGUUUUAAUGCAUGCGCUGCGGAUUAUGCGCUCUCCCCUGGCAUUAAAAGCUUGCUGCUGCGAGCCAGCUCUAGCAUGACAGCAUAUUUUUUGCAAAUAUGCAAGCCAACCGAAUCGUGCCUCUAUUCUUCGAUUUUUACAGGAGCAAUGAAAAGAAACAUGCAUCCUAAAAUAGAAAUGUCAGACACGCUAUUUACCAAUAUGUUUAUUCACUCGCUUUACAGCUUUAUUGUCUCUGUGCAGAAUGCCCAGGUGUAUGACAACCCGAAAAUAACAAAGGCAAUCAUGCGCUACUUUGAAAUCUACGCAGAAACAACAAAAACUCCGCUUCACACCUGCCCCUGGCUGCGCAAUUUCUUUUGCCACAUACACCUAUUUAAAUGUCUGUUCUCAGCGGGCACGCAAGAAAACUCCAGAGAACUGGCGGGCCUCCUCCUGAAGGAGGGCGAGGAGGGGGGGCUGCUAAAGAAUAAGCUGGAUCUUCUGUGGUUUGGGCUUUCGGCGAUCACCCCCGAAGCCAGCAAUGAGCUAAGACUCCAGCUGUACAACGUGAUCACCCAAGACAUCCCCUAUUUGAAGAGUCUGCAAAAAACUAUGCUGAGGCCGUACACAGAAUUAGGGAAGAAAGCCAUACUCAGCUAUCUGUCGGAAAAUUGCAGUGUGCUGGCAGAAAGUGGUGGAGAGGAAAAGCUUAAGAUAGUUAUAGAGCUGUUCAAAUAA
Messenger RNA from Nematocida major, 2724 nucleotides. RefSeq lists its product as uncharacterized. The record is from RefSeq and is a predicted model, not a curated record. Lineage: Eukaryota; Fungi; Microsporidia. The transcript has a single exon. Bases 1 to 2724 code for a protein of 907 amino acids.